AUGAACGGCCCCAAGAUCAAAGAUACUGACUUGCCCACCGGCAUUGAGGCCUUGCGACAAGCCGGCAUCGCCCAUAUCGGCGCAAUAACCACAGAGCCACAGUAUUCUGGGGCGCAAGCCACGCACAUCCUACAACCCCUCUCCCCUCCGCGGUACCACAAUGUCGAUACGCAUUAUUAUUCCAGCUUGUCGCCGAGCGACGCCGGACUUGAUCAACAGCAAAUACCGGGUCGAUUAGACUACUACAUGCAAAGCCCUGACCACGCAGCGGAGAUGGCAGCCAAGGAAGAGAGGCGCAAACGCAACACCGCCGCCAGUGCACGGUUUCGCAUGAAGAAGAAACAGAGGGAGCAGGCCUUGGAACGGAAGAUGAGCCAGGUUCAAGACAAGAAUGCGAAAUUAGAAGAGAAGGUCAAUCAGUUGGAAAUGGAGAAUAAAUGGCUAAAGGAUUUAAUCACGGAGAAGAACAAGAGACCUGUGGGCGAGUACGGAGAACAUGAAGAUGAUCUUGAGGCAUUGGCACAUGGGCGUAUUGUCAGCGGGGCGAGCGAGACUUGA
Messenger RNA from Fonsecaea nubica, 558 nucleotides. RefSeq lists its product as hypothetical. Gene Ontology annotation, cellular component: nucleus. The transcript has a single exon. Bases 1 to 558 code for a protein of 185 amino acids. Gene Ontology annotation, molecular function: DNA-binding transcription activator activity, RNA polymerase II-specific; RNA polymerase II transcription regulatory region sequence-specific DNA binding. The record is from RefSeq and is a predicted model, not a curated record. Gene Ontology annotation, biological process: regulation of transcription by RNA polymerase II. Lineage: Eukaryota; Fungi; Ascomycota; Eurotiomycetes; Chaetothyriales; Herpotrichiellaceae.